Dichomitus squalens LYAD-421 SS1 is the source of this 1436-nucleotide messenger RNA. Its product is annotated as NADH dehydrogenase, alpha subcomplex, subunit 8. The transcript is spliced from 8 exons. Lineage: Eukaryota; Fungi; Basidiomycota; Agaricomycetes; Polyporales; Polyporaceae. The coding region runs from base 50 to 517 and encodes 155 amino acids. The record is from RefSeq and is a predicted model, not a curated record. Gene Ontology annotation, biological process: mitochondrial electron transport, NADH to ubiquinone.
GACACUGUCGUCGCCGUUCCAUCAUCUCUCUCGCCUGUUCACCCCCGCCAUGAGCCGGUACCUCGACCCCGAAGAGUCCACAAAGCCGUACAAGGAUCCGACGCCGUUGCCCGCGGAUGUCCCGAAGGUCAAGGAGCUCGGCGUGACGAGCGCCCCGCUCAAGAGCGCGGCGUUCUUCCUCGGGGCGUACUGCAAGGACUACAACGAGGACUUCAUGCUCUGCAAGUCUGAGAACCGGGAUCCCGCCCACUGUCUGAAGGAGGGCCGGCGGGUGACGCGCUGCGCGCAGGACCUUAUCACCAAGCUUCGGGAGAACUGCCUAGCGGAGUUCGAGAAGCACUGGAACUGCUUAGAGUACAAUAACCAGGAAUACUACCACUGCCGGAAGGACGAGCGCGUGCUGAACAAGUGUGUGUUCGAGAAGCUGGGCCUGACGAAGACCAUCCCUGGUACACCCGAGGGCAAAACACCCAUUCAUGAGGUCAAGAACCCUGUCUUCACUGGCGUCCAGAAGUAGACUUAUACUACCAAUACAUGCGCUGUAUUGCUCUGAUCCACACGCUAUCUUUGUAUCCGAAUGUCGCGCCGAUCUGAGUUUGACGGCAAAGCGGCAAGGUCACGGGCGAAGCGUCGGCGCAGUCCUCGACAGGCAAAAUGGAAAACCAGCUGCACACGAUGGCCGACUAGGUCGCGACGACGGAACGUGUGUGAGCACGCUACAUUGUACGGUAGAGAACCCGAAUGCACGACAUGUGAUGUGCUCUACGUCCUAGAAGGUCCGUCAAGCGAAGUCGACCUGCUCCCCCUCUCGGGGACCGACCUGCCCUCCUAGCUCGGCGGGCGUGGGCAAGCCCGUAUCGCGCUAUCAACCGCGGGUAUUGCGAAGGGGCAGCCAGUAAUUCCGCCGUAGAAGCGGAAGAAGUGAGGGUUGCUCAGGGGUCCGGUUGUGUGAACCUGAGGACAAAGUUCACGACAAUCGCCACCAGCAGUGCAACACACAGAAUGGUGGGGCCAACUCGGUCAUCGUACGGUCCGCGUCCACCACGGCGGAUGGAAGCGGCGCGCCAGUGGUAAGUCCAUAGAGCGUAUACCAUAACACCCAUAGCUGCAUGAGGCAGCACGAUGUUGAGACACGGAGUAUGAUGUCACACGACCCGAGAGGACUGACCGACGAAAGAGAACAUGGCCGCGCUGAUCUUCCCAACCUUGUCGCCAAAGUUGAGGAGGCCAACGGCAAGGCCUCCGAGGACUACGGUGAAGUGCAGCCAUGAGAGGAAGGUACGUUCGUUUGCGAACGCGACCUUGGGCUCGAUCUUGACGGGGAGGGCGAUGCGUUUUGCGGCGGUGCGCUGGAGGAGGGGCUGGGUGGACAUGACGGGAGAGGAUGAGGGAAGGAUGAGACGCGAGAAGGAGAAGGCACAGGGGCGAUGUGUGUG